UGCAUAUCACUUAUGUCUUUCAGAUUUCUCUUGUGCUUGUGCGAAAGAGUGGGAAAUAAUACCGAAAGCGUAGUAGAAAAACAUGGCGGCUCCCAUGUCAGUCAUGCUCACCGUUGCAUCGAAAUCUAUGCAGAGCUGCAGAUCUCGGGUUCCUCAAGUGGUUACCUGCAUGGGCCUCAAGCUGUGGAAGGUGCCUCCAACGUACGAAGGUGUGGAGUUCCCAGAGGAGAGGAAACUACGCAACCUUGAAAAGGUGCCAACGUACCCACAUGGUGUGCGGCCUCCAAAGAUGUUCAAAGACCUAGCCACCAUCCGUGGGGCUGAGCUCGUGCACAACAGACUGUUAUACAACCAGUAUGGCAUAAUGGCCCUUUCAGGUGCCUUCCUUCGACCAGGUCACAUUGACAUGAUCCGUCUCAAUAUAAACAAAAAACUUGAUGUGACUAGAAUGUUUGCCGUGUGGAGGAUUGACCCACCAUGGAAGCCUAUUACCAAAAAGGGUCAGGGAAAAAGGAUGGGUAAAGGAAAAGGCGCCAUAGACCACUAUGUGACUCCCAUCAAAGCAGGACGUAUCAUCAUCGAAGUUGGCGGCCACGUGGAUUUUGAGGAAAUCAGGCCACUCUUACAGCAGGUAUGUUACAAGCUUCCUGUAGAUGCCAUACCAAUCAGCAAUGAACUGCUUGAAGAAAUCAAGCGUGAAGAAGAGGAGCUUGAGAGAAAGAACAUCAAUCCAUUUAGCAUUGAGCGGGUUAUAGACUACAAGAUGCAUGACUCUGCUCGGUGGAUUAGCAAAUAUGACCGAAAGUUCUACACUAAAUAUGUGUGACAUGCAUAAUAGACGACAUUUGUUUAA
Messenger RNA from Dermacentor albipictus, 853 nucleotides. It is a transcript of the gene mRpL16, whose product is annotated as mitochondrial ribosomal protein L16. Lineage: Eukaryota; Metazoa; Arthropoda; Arachnida; Ixodida; Ixodidae. Gene Ontology annotation, biological process: mitochondrial translation. Gene Ontology annotation, molecular function: structural constituent of ribosome; rRNA binding. Gene Ontology annotation, cellular component: mitochondrial large ribosomal subunit; ribosome. The record is from RefSeq and is a predicted model, not a curated record.